GUCACAGAGAGAUUCGAAUCAUUUCCAAUUAAAUUUCGCUUAAUACUGACCCCCCACUCUCUCUCUCUCUCUCUUCGACGGCUCCAUUUCGUUUAUCUCUACACGACAAACCGGUGAGCGAAAUGGAUCAAAUACGAUGACGAAGGCGUGGAUUUAGAGACAAAUAGAGCUUGGAUUCGCAGAAGAAACCUCUCUCCUGAUCCCCAUCCGCCCUGCUGCUCGCUCAAUUUUCGACCUCGAUCGGUCGGUGGGCUCGGGAUUCAUCGAUCCUCGUAUCUUGUUUCUCAUCCGUUAGGAUUGCUGGCUAAUAUAUGGAGGAUUCCUUAUUAAAAUAGCACACUGUUAAACUCAGAUUUGUUAAUUCAGGUCUGCUUAACAGUGUUCUUGAUCAAAGUUUAAAUAUUCUACUGCAACACUCGUAAAGAAUUAUAUUAGCCCCAAUGCAAGGUCAACGCGGUGCAGGCAAUUUCUUUACUGGAAGUGUGGAUCUUAACCAGGGUUCUGCUACCAAUAGCACUGAUGUGAAUCCAGCAACUGCUUGGAGUAGCUUGCUAACUCCAGUAGAAAGCCGGUUGUCAAGUACGAUGCUCCCUUCUGCUGAAGGGAACUAUACAUACAAUGAUACUUUUGGUCAUAGCGGUCGGGGUUUUAGUAGGUGGGGCUUAGGUGAGUCCAGCUCUACUGCAAAUGUACAAAGCCAGGGCAUUGAUGAUGGUCUGAAAAUUGAAAAUGGUCGGUCAUCACUUGCUUGCCCUGGUUGUGAUGCAAGGCUAGAAGAAAGGCAACUUGAACCAUCUGUUCUUCGUGAAAGUGUAAGCAGUGGUAUCAUCAGCAACCACGCUACUGGCAGACCACCAGUUAUGCAGAGUUCCAGUUCUAAUCAUGUUCCUCUAAAUUUAAAUUUAAAUGCUGGACUUACAGGCAGUGAUGGUGAUGGUGCACAGGGUAUCCGAUUGGGUGCUUACCAUAAUCUCCACAGGUUAAGUGGACCAAGUGCUGAACCUAAUGUUUCUUCUGAUUGCGUUGGGACUUCUUCUGGUAAUUCUGGUUUUUUUCUGGAGAAUGAGAAUGAAUCAGGUUCUUCAUUAGGCAAUUGGGGUUCAUCCAGCAAGAGGAAGGCUCUUGCAGGCACUUCUGGAGAGUGUCAUCCUGGUGGGAGUUCAAGCAGCAUUCAACCAGCUGAAAGCUUUCCACAACAUGGUGCUUUUUCAUUUUUUAGCGCUUCUGGAAGCUUAAGUAUCUCAUCACCACCAGUAAUUUCUCCUAGCAUCAGUCCUCCUGAACAUCUAAAUGCAAGAAAUGACAUUGGUACCCGUGGAGUACCUUCUGGUGUCUUUUCUCCUUUACAAGUUACAGGAAUUGCAGAAAGCUCCUCAAGGAAUUUUGGUGUUAGAGGGAAUGCAGGGCAUACAGAAUCUGUUAGGUUUAGUUUACCUUCAGCAGGGAAUACAAUUAGGCAUUCUAAUGUAUUCUCUUCUCAUCAGACAUCUAGACCCCUCUCUCUUUCUGAUUUGGACUCUAGAAUGACUCCAGGAGCAACCAGUUUGAACAAUCCCCCAAACCCGUCUCAUUCCAUGAAUAUUUCUGAUUUUUCAAGGAAUGUGCUUCCUUCUCCUUGGAAUCGGAGUCUUAAUUCAAGAGCUAGUGGUUCUUCAAGUUCUCCAUUGGUUUCAGGAGAUAGAGGUGUAUCAUUGCGAGAGGAAGCACAUAUGAGAAACACCUCAGGAAAUAGCACGGAGCAUCCCAUGUUUAUUCCUGUAACUGAGAUGAGAAAUAUUGUGCAAGAUCCAAAUAAUUGGAAUUUAUCUACCAGAAAUACUAGCACUUCUGUAAGUAUGGCUUCUAGUUCUCGAAUUGGCCACAAUUCUACUUGGAUACCUCAUCACAACUCCCUGACACAGAAUCAGCAAACAACAUCUGAAUAUACUCCUUGGACUCUGUUUCCAUCUGUGGACUCUGAGUCUGGGGGUCAGAGAGGUUAUUUUUCCCCAUUGCAUUCAGACCCUUCUUCUUCGGAGGAAACUGUGAUGUCUUCUGGAGCCAGUAGCCAUAUCCAUCGUCGACCUCAUCCAAGAUUUGAUUUGUUGAUGGAGGUACCUAGUGAUGAUAUCAAUGGUUGGCGAGCUUUAGCUGCUGGUAUUGAGGGGAGGCAGAGGCUGGUAUCAGAGAUCCGUCAUGUCUUGAAUGCUAUGCGUAGGCUUGAGAACUUACGAGCUGAGGAUUAUAUGAUGUUUGAUCCGUUCAUAAAUGGGGUUGCUGAGGUGCAUGACAGGCACAGAGACAUGAGACUUGAUGUCGAUAACAUGUCAUAUGAGGAACUAUUGGCAUUGGAAGAAAGCAUAGGUAAUGUGAGCACUGGUUUAAGUGAAGAAACCAUCCUAAAGUCUAUGCCACAGCGGAAAUAUCUGUCUAUCAUGGAAGGAUCUGCAUCGAACAUGGAGCCUUGCUGUAUAUGUCAGGAGGAAUAUGCUACUGGUGACGAUAUCGGGUCGUUGGACUGUAGCCAUGACUUCCAUGUCAAUUGCAUCAAGCAAUGGCUGACACACAAGAACCUGUGCCCUAUUUGCAAAAUGACUGCCUUGGGUACGUGAGAUUUGGAAACGCCAUUGAAAUGUUGGACCCUGAGAAGUUUAUUUUCCUUGUAUAACAAAACCCAUUGCUUCGGUCGAAACUAUAGAAUCCUGCAUAAAACCAAUUUUUAUGAGUUCAUGAAUUGCAUGGAUUCAUAGAAGUGGACAGGGUUGUGCAAGCUAUAAAAUAGAAGAAGAUCCACAACAGUGGCAAGAGAUUUGUGUAUAAAUCAGAAAAAAAAAAGAAUAAUUUAAAUUUUCCAAUAAAAGUGACUGGUGAAGUGAUCCCUAUA
Messenger RNA from Diospyros lotus (date-plum), 2863 nucleotides. RefSeq names its product E3 ubiquitin-protein ligase MBR2-like. Gene Ontology annotation, molecular function: ubiquitin protein ligase activity. Lineage: Eukaryota; Viridiplantae; Streptophyta; Magnoliopsida; Ericales; Ebenaceae. Bases 441 to 2591 code for a protein of 716 amino acids. The record is from RefSeq and is a predicted model, not a curated record. The transcript is spliced from 7 exons.